UCAUAUGACGUCUGGCUUCAGCGCGAGAGAAAGAGGAUCAACACGGGCACAAAUUCGCCGACAACAGCGACAAACUCCCGCCGGGUUCUCCUCGGUUCCACCCGCCGCCGUCUCCCGCUGCUUCGUCAGGCAGAGGUUACACAGCAACACAAGCCGAUCUGUGAGGAACCGAACCUGCUGGUUCAUCAGAACCGUCUGCGCUGGACACGGGUCGACCGAGUUCGAGAUCUGCGUGGCUUGGCAGCGGUUCCUCGUGGCAUGACGACCACUAACAAAGGAAACAAGGCCUUGAAGGUGAAGAGGGAGCCCGGCGAGAACGGGACGAGCCUGACGGACGAUGAGCUGGUGUCCAUGUCGGUCCGCGAGCUCAACCAGCACCUGCGCGGCCUGACCAAAGAUGAGAUCCUUCAGCUGAAGCAGCGCCGGCGGACGCUGAAGAACCGGGGCUACGCCGCCAGCUGCCGCGUCAAGCGCGUCACGCAGAAGGAGGAGCUUGAGAGGCAGAAGGCGGAGCUACAGCAGGAAGUGGAGAAGCUGGCCUCGGAGAACGCCAGCAUGAAAGUGGAGCUGGACGCGCUGCGCUCCAAAUACGAGGCUCUGCAGAGCUUCGCCAGAACUGUGGCCCGAGGGCCCGUGGCCCCGGUUUGUAACGCAGCCGUCCCCGUCUCCCCCCGAGGGCCCUUGGCCUCCGUCAUCGGGCCCCUCAUUCCUGGGAAGGUGGGAGCCACCAGUGUUAUCACGAUAGUUAAAUCGAAAACCAACGCGAGGUCUUAGUAGCGCACAGAGAGCAAGGGUUGGUCAGUGCAUGAGGGUUUAGGUGCGGGACGCUCCUGAUGGAAAACCCCUUCAGUACUCUCUAAUGUGGGCUUUUUCUGGGUUACAAACGAAGGAAAGCACAUCUAGGAUGGUCAAUUCACUUGGGCUUCCAAAACGAUCUCCAAAUUGCUAAACUCGAAUCUAAAACCAUGCAGCCAAAUUUUCCUUGUGGAUGUGUGUUGUAUUGCUGUGAGAUUUGUAAUUUUUGUACAAACAUCGGCGACUUUGUAUCGUGCGUUUCACAUGGGGUCCAAGUGUUUUCUUUGUCAUUGUAAUAUUGUACUUUUUAUACAGCGUUUGUGUUGAUUUUCUCUUCGUAUGUGCUGUUUCGCCAUUUUUCCGUCCUUUGGUUUUACGGACUGCAGGCACAAAACACUUUAAAACUCUUCCACCGUCUGAAGGAAAAGCUUCCCGCGGUAGGAGAGUAUCAGCCAAUGAGAAGCUCCCUUUACCUGAGCCUCAUUUAUGCACUGACCAAUCGCUGAGGGGCAGGAGGAGAGGAGGCGGAGUCAAAUCAGCUGAUGUUGUUCAUAUGGUAGCUAUCAGAAUCUGACACCAGUUUAUGCGCUCCAGUCGUCCGUUUCAGGACAGGAGAUCGUUUUUAUUGGCAAGGCAAUAACAUGUUUAUGUUAUAUGAGGUUUUGUGUUGUUUAUUUCUUGCUGUGCGACCUUCACGCUGAAGGUUAUCAUGUCUGUCGUUGUCUGUAAAUCCAGAGAGAUGUAUACUUUUUGUGUGUGUGUGUGUGUGUGUGUGUUCUGUGUCAGUUUUUGGACUAAA
Sinocyclocheilus rhinocerous is the source of this 1594-nucleotide messenger RNA. It is a transcript of the gene mafgb, whose product is annotated as v-maf avian musculoaponeurotic fibrosarcoma oncogene homolog Gb. The record is from RefSeq and is a predicted model, not a curated record. Gene Ontology annotation, biological process: regulation of epidermal cell differentiation; regulation of transcription by RNA polymerase II. The transcript has 4 exons. Gene Ontology annotation, molecular function: RNA polymerase II cis-regulatory region sequence-specific DNA binding; DNA-binding transcription factor activity, RNA polymerase II-specific. The coding region runs from base 259 to 774 and encodes 171 amino acids. Lineage: Eukaryota; Metazoa; Chordata; Actinopteri; Cypriniformes; Cyprinidae. Gene Ontology annotation, cellular component: nucleus.